Colletotrichum graminicola M1.001 is the source of this 1701-nucleotide messenger RNA. RefSeq lists its product as uncharacterized. Bases 1 to 1701 code for a protein of 566 amino acids. Gene Ontology annotation, cellular component: endoplasmic reticulum. Gene Ontology annotation, molecular function: pyridoxal phosphate binding; sphinganine-1-phosphate aldolase activity. The transcript is spliced from 3 exons. The record is from RefSeq and is a predicted model, not a curated record. Gene Ontology annotation, biological process: sphingolipid catabolic process; carboxylic acid metabolic process. Lineage: Eukaryota; Fungi; Ascomycota; Sordariomycetes; Glomerellales; Glomerellaceae.
AUGCCUGGCAGCUCCCGCAUUCCCGCCAGCUUGCGCGAGGGCUUGAACCAAGUCAAGCUCAGUCGGCAAGCAACACCGCUCUUGGUCCUGAACCUCGACUUGUUGCGCAACAUCAUUUUCUUCUUUUUCAUCUGGCGAUGGACUCGCAAGUUCUUUCUCAAGCUUAAGGGCCGCGGCCUGAUCGGUAGCAUCGUCGAGCUUUACAUCGAUAUCCGCAAGGUUCUGUACGGCUACUUCCUGCGCGCCCCGGGCGUGCGCGGCCAGGUCCAGAAGCAGGUCAAUGAGUCCAUAACGAAGCUGCAGUCCAAGAUGAUACCCACAAACCUUACCCGAUACCUCACCCUCCCGAAGGAAGGCAUGUCUGAAGAUGAAGUCCGGAAUGAGCUCGAGACCCUGGCCAAUAUGGACCACACGAGAUGGGAGGACGGUUUCGUCUCUGGCGCCGUUUACCACGGCGAGGAAGAGCUGAUUAAGCUGCAAACCGAGGCUUUUGGCAAGUUCACCGUCGCGAACCCCAUCCACCCCGACGUCUUCCCCGGUGUGAGGAAAAUGGAGGCCGAGAUCGUCUCCAUGGUGCUCGCCAUGUUCAACGCUCCCGUCGGCGGUGCCGGUGCCACCACGAGCGGUGGCACCGAUAGUAUUCUCAGUGCCUGCCUCGCCGCGCGGCAAAGAGGGUACUUUGAGAAGGGCAUCACGGAGCCAGAGAUGAUUCUGCCCGAGACCGCCCACACCGCAUUCCGCAAGGCCGGUGAUUACUUCAAGAUCAAGAUCCACUACGUCGCAUGCCCUGCACCCAACUACCAGGUCGACACUCGCGCCGUCUCCCGCUUGAUCAACAGCAACACCGUUUUGCUGGUCGGCUCCGCCCCGAACUUCCCCCACGGUAUCAUCGAUGACAUCAGCGCUCUGUCCAAGUUGGCCGUCAAGAAGAAGCUGUGCCUCCACGUAGACUGCUGUCUCGGUUCCUUCAUGGUGCCCUUCUUGGACAAGGCUGGCUUCGAGACCGAGCUGUUCGACUUCCGUCUCAAGGGCGUCACCAGCAUCAGCUGCGACACCCACAAGUACGGAUUCGCCCCCAAGGGUAACUCUACGGUCCUGUACCGAUCUGCGGAGCUCCGCAAGUACCAGUACUAUGUGUCGCCGGAUUGGUCUGGUGGUGUAUACGGUUCACCCGGUAUGGCUGGCUCGCGCCCGGGCGCCCUCAUUGCCGGCUGCUGGGCUAGUUUGAUGAAGGUCGGCGAGGCCGGCUACAUUGACGCCUGUGUCAAGAUUGUCGGUACUGCAAAGAAGAUUGCCGAGACGAUCCGUGAGACGCCGGCUUUGGACAACGAACUGGAGAUCAUGGGCAAGCCGCUUGUUUCCGUCGUUGCUUUCACGGCAAAGAACCUCGAUAUUUACGACAUUGCCGACGGCAUGUCAGAGAAGGGCUGGCAUCUGAACGCCCUUCAAAAUCCUCCUGCGAUCCACAUCGCUGUCACUCUCCCGAUCACAAAGGUUUAUCAGAAGCUGUUGGCAGAUUUGGAGGCCGUCGUUGAGGGCGAGAAAGAGAAGGAGAGAGUCCGCAUCGUUGAGGGCAAGGGGGCCAAGGGCAAGGCCGUCGGCGACUCGGCUGCUCUGUACGGUGUUGCGGGAUCGUUGCCGAACAAGAGUGUGGUGGUUGACUUGGCCAACGGUUUCUUGGACCUGUUGUACAAGGCAUGA